Molecule: messenger RNA, 888 nt
Organism: Alternaria incomplexa
Lineage: Eukaryota; Fungi; Ascomycota; Dothideomycetes; Pleosporales; Pleosporaceae
Exons: 1
Coding region: 1-888 (295 amino acids)
Source: RefSeq, a predicted model, not a curated record
AUGUGGAACUCAUGCGAAACUUCUCUGAUCCGUCGUCUGAACACCCAAGGUACGGCGAACACCAUAAACACCUCUUUGAGCAGACACUCAUGGUUCACCAGCCCCCCGUAUCAUUCUCUUAAGGACCUAUUCGAUGACUGGCCCCGACAAGAGAAGCGAACCGCGCGGAAAGAAAAGGGUCUCCCAGCAUCACCAGAAGUAGCAAUCAUCGCGAAGGUCCUCGGGGAAGUUGUUGAGGUAGCCAAGACGUAUGUUGACUCACCAAUCUCGGCCCUGAUUAGCUUUCCCGCACUGCCAGGCCUCUAUCAGGAAGACAUCAGGGACGCAGCGGACUAUGUCGGCCUCGCGAAGUUGGGUCCGUGGCUAGAGGCAUCACAUCCACACGAGGACGUCGCCACAUACGCAGGAAACGGUCUAGGUCUCUGUAAAGAGUACCACAACGAAGAGAAAUGCCGUGAAGAGGGGAAAAUUUUCACUUCUCGCCAUACGCUACUGGUAGAGCACACUGAGUCCGCACUUCUUCUACACCAUAACAUCCUUCGCGAACCGAUCGAGACAUCAUACCUAUAUAUGGAUCUUGCAACCUCUUUCGACUUAGGCAGUGCUCAUGAGCCCGACGAACUGGACAUACAAGAUUUUGUCCUAAGUUUCUUGUACCACCAGUAUUACUACCCGACGCCUCAUCUUCCCGACUCAAUUACUGUGAUGAUGACGGGUAGUCCCGAAAGUCUCAACGAUGGGAAGGCUCGGAGGGUGACAAAGCGCGUCAUCGAGGCACUCGGCGCAAAAGCUGAGAUGUUAGAAGAGAACCCUAGCUUCAAAGCUGCAAGAGGCGCAGCUGAGCUGGCAUGGCGAGCGGUGAAGUUCAGUGAAGGGAUGCAAUCGUGA